AUGGAUAGAGCCUUCGGGAGAUCUCUUUCUUCGUCCUUGGUCACCUUUACGGUUGGUGCCGACAAGAAGGAAAUACCCGUACAUUCUUCUGCACUUGCGCAGCUUUCUCAAAGUCUGGAUGCUCUUAUCAACGGUGAAAUAAUCGAGGCAAAAACAAAACAGGUUGACUGGUCAGAGGUCGAUGUUGACACAUUCGCUCGGUUAUGUGAAUUUGCCUGUCGCCGCAACUACAUCUCGCCUUCAUUUCGCCUGAUAGAUCUAAACUCUUAUCCAUUUAGCCCGGUAAAUGGAAAGUCUCUUCACUCGAAUGUGGGCGGUGACGAGGCUACUCCCGAGCCGACUACGUUCCAGUACGAUGGGAAUUCCCUGCCUGAGAUGCCAUAUAAGGAAAGAAGUAUUUCGACACGACAACUGCACAACGCAUUUACGCAGAUUCCCGUUAACGUCUUCCAAAGUAACCCCUCAUCCUAUAGUACUUCGACUUCCAAAACAUCUACAAAUACCAAGCCCUCCCAAGACUUCACCCUGUGUUUCUCGGACAUGCCCACCUCUAUGUGCUGGCCGACAAAUAUGGCAUAG
Molecule: messenger RNA, 579 nt
Organism: Penicillium griseofulvum
Lineage: Eukaryota; Fungi; Ascomycota; Eurotiomycetes; Eurotiales; Aspergillaceae
Exons: 2
Coding region: 1-579 (192 amino acids)
Molecular function (GO): protein binding
Source: RefSeq, a predicted model, not a curated record